Messenger RNA from Porites lobata, 9215 nucleotides. The record is from the annotation of a GenBank genome assembly. Lineage: Eukaryota; Metazoa; Cnidaria; Anthozoa; Scleractinia; Poritidae.
AUGGCGUCAACUCGCCCUUCACCAAACCUCUCAACUUUUGUGUCAUGUCUUCAUCUAAUUUUUACGCUUGCCUCAGUUGCUUUUCUUUCGUACAAAGUUUAUUACCUUGAAUAUGAGCUCUCUUUAAUUCGGGGAAAAGAAUCUUUAAGUGAUGGCCGCAUAAGCGUGACUGAAGCGACUCCUCUGUCUCCGAUUCCGAACGGUGAAGAGCUCAGAAGUGGACGGAAUCGCAGAGCUGAUCAAGAGAGGGUGAUUUCCGAGUCUUCAGCUGGCAAACUCAAGCAAGCAUGUGUCCAGAAGUUGCUGGACGAUCUUCAGGUAAGGCAAUCUAUCUGAUCCUAGUUUACCAUUGUUUCAUAGUUAGCCAUCUUAAUUCUGCAUUCCUACAAUACAAACUCUCACGCAAAGGAUGUUCGAAAAAAUCUCAAUUUCAUUGUAUCGUAAAAUAGGGUUUUCGAGUUUCAUCGAUCCAUCUAAACGUUUCUCAUAAUGUGUAAUAUGUUGGACUGUUUGAUACACGUUAAUUCGAAGUUAUUUCCGGAUGGCUAAGCGUCAUGGGGGAUAUACUCCCUUUUAAGCCAUGCAACAGUAUUGUGAGCGGUUAUUGGAUGGUUUUUAAACCCUUUUGGUUAGAAAUUGGGUAUAGAUUUAUUUCCACCAUUGUGGUCUGGGUAUGGAUUUUAAAGACGCAACAUUUUACUGUCUUGAAAAGUGAGCUUUGAUAAUUUGAAAGGUACCGUCUCUCAUUUGUACGUAAAAUCCGUGUCGCAGAUUUAAGCAGCUACAAUGGAAUAUUAGGUAUCAAAGUGUAUACGCACUGCCACGGUCUGCUAUGAAAUAGAGCAUCAAACUUUGGGUUAUGUCUAAUACGAUGUCGGAAAAUCAUAACUAUCUAGCUUGUUUUGGGUAAGGACCACACGGCUCCUGUACGGCAAUGAUGCUGCAAGCCCACCUCUGUCACAGACCUCACAAAAAAACGUUUUCCCUGGCAAAGCGCCGUUAUUGUUGUGAAGUAAAAUUUUAGUUGUUGUUGUUGUUUUUUUUUUUUUAGUUCUAGACACACUUGAGUUUGUGCUAAGUCGGCAAGUUUAUAAUGUUCAUUUAGUAUAAUUGACAGGGAGUUACUCACCAUGCAUGCCGUUCUAUGCGGGUGGUCACCUUUGCGAGUAACGUCGAAGACCUAAACCCGGAAAAAUACAGAGACUUCUACCCACGGAGCGAUAUACUUUGUCUAGUUCAGUUGAGUAAUGUAACAGAAGAUGACCUUAUUUAUGCCAUAUAGGGGAUAUUUAACUACCGUGAACUGCCGCUUGAAAGCCCUAGGAUUAAUAUAUCCAGUCCGGUAGCAGGUUUUAGAAGGGCUAAUAAACGCGGAAGGGCUUAAGUCCCGGGAAGGGUUGGAGGGGAGGACGGGGGCGAUUGGGAUAAGUUGCCGUUUACGUUUAAGGUAUGUUGAUUGUUCCUCGUUCCUACUUCGCACUCAGUUGUAAAGCCACUCCAAGGCUGUUAAGCUCUAGUUGCAGUUUGGAGAAUCGACAUGGUUGGGAACUCCUUCCGUAACGCAAACCUUCUAAAGGACGGUUCUUCGGGACAAUUUAACUGUAGCUUUGUGUCAGUAGUGCACAUACCUCUGUCUCGCAAAGUUCAUAAUAAAUACAACUGAGAAGGGAAUGAUAAGUGAGUCGUAAUCCAGAGAACAACAGAUUUCCAAUUAGUGCACAAGCGCUAAAUGAUAGUAUGCUCAUAAAAUAUUUCAUUGUUUUGUGUUUUCAAAGUACGCGAGAAUUACACUGCUAAUAAGGAAAUGACUGCUAGGUACAGGCACAAGCGUGUGAUACAGUGGAGCCAAGUAAAAAAAACAUGCACAGAAAAUUUAUUUGUUUAUUUACGUAUUUUUUCACUUAUCAUUUUAUUUAUAUAUUUUUUUUCAUGGUUUAAUUUUUCAUACUGAGACUCAAUUCACUGACAACUCAGAGUAUUCGGAAGCUAUAAGUGUAUGGAAUUUGUUGUCAUAGAGUCAGAGGCGCAAUUGGCCGGCAUGAUUAUAAAAAUAAAAAAUAAAUAUUACCCGCGAAGCACUUAGGAGUUCUUGAGAACUCGUUUGAACGUGUCCGUGCGUUCCAGAUUGAAUUGGAAUUUAGAAGUGUUGGUUUUAGGAGAGGGGAAAACCGGAGUAUUCGGAGAGAAAUCUCUCGGAGCAAGGAAGAGAACCAACAACUAAUGGCGUCGACGCCUGGAUUUGAACCCGGGCCAUUAGACGAGUGCUCUCACCAUUGUCCCACCCUUACUCCCCAGCUAUUACUACGCUCCAAAAUGGAAUGUUGACAUUUGAAAUAUCUAGACAUUGCAGCAAUUGUUUACUUAUCAUUGUAAAUUGUAACCUUGACCGUUUUGAUCAGCUUGGUAUAUUUAAGAAAAACAAAGUCAAGAAGAAUUAACUGAACUGGAGAAUUAAUUUCCUAACCCAAAUAAUGAGACCUACACCACGGGUCAAAAUAUUAUUUUCUUAGGUCAGUUUUACGUCAGAUGAGUUUUUCCGACCAAUUGAACUGAGUUGUAAUGCUUUGUUACAGCUUUAAGACGAAUUGCCUUUAAACUGACCUAAGCUGGGAAUUUCCAAGUCAGAACUAUUCAGGGAACAAAAUAUUCCAUUACUUCGAUCUCUCGCCCCAAAACCUUCUUUGUUAAGACUGUUUUGUUUCUAUUUUAUUUAUAUUCAAUAGGACGCGCCUGAUACAGAAAUUUGCUGUUGCGCUAUUUAAGGGAGAAUAAACUAUACACUGUUGUCAGCUUGACAUCAUGCCAAGAAAAAUACAUUUGUGAAAAACAAUCAGAGUAUGAACCACAAUAAGUUCAUAAAAUUUGAAAAUAAAGUUAUAGUGAUUGAAUGUGCAAUAUUGGAUUUAACUCUCACUGUGUACUGUCAGUGAUACUAAAGCAGUAGUUAAUGGUUUGUGUUUGUCUCAGGUCAUUGAUGGUGUAGUCAACCGAACUGGGAGACUUGUUUGUAUGAGAGGUCAGUAGCUAGAAUUAACAUAUGUACAUGCAGUCAAAUCCCUCUAUAGGAACACACAGUUUUAUGGGUACCUUUCUAUUACGGGCACUAGUAAUGUUUACUCACUAUCUCUUUAAUUAGUGUUCAUUAGUUCUUGGCAGUUUGAGGAGUAACAUAGCGAACAAAAGAAGAUUAAAAAAUUAUUUUUAUGAUUAUCAUUGUCACAAACCUUCAGUUGAAGCUUGAAAAAACAUCCAUAUAGUUUUUUACGUUCUCGGCUUGAUUAUAGUAACACUCAGACAAGUAGCUUAUAGCACUUUCAGCUGAUCCCUAUGAUCGGUAUUUACAUUGACAGUUUAUAUAAUUGGAUUUCCUCAUUGCUCCUCCAGAAAAAAACGAGCCUCACUUGCUCACUUGUAUUUUCAGCCCAACACAGGUUAAAAGUUUGCUACGUUACCAUUGCUUUUCAGUCUAUAAGCGACCAUAAGCUGGUAAUCUAAGCUUCAAUGACUAAAAUCGGACUAAAUUAUUAAAGCAGACUUAAAGCAGAAUGAUUUUUGAUGCGAAACUGUAUUCGGAAUGCUAACCCACCACUAUAAUUCUCAUUCAGGUCCUCAAGGCCCACCAGGAGUUCCAGGUCCCCGCGGUGCACGAGGUCGCCGUGGUAGAAUAGGAGCACCAGGUUACCGCGGUCGCCGUGGUCGCUCAGGCAUACCUGGACAAAUAGGAGCUCCUGGAAUAAGAGGUCCUCAAGGAAUCCCAGGAAGGGGCCUUGAUGUUAAUGUUACGGAAAUUGAAAAUCUCGUUGAAAGAUUGAUGAACUACAAUCCAGACGAAAUAACCAUGUUUGGUGAGUAAAACGUAACAAACAUAAAUAUAAAUUAACAAGAAUUAACGGAGCAGAUUAUUAAUAAGUAAAUCAACCAUCGUCAUGUAGAGUGUUGAGCUAACGUUCAAAGAGCUAGCCCUUCAUCAGACGGAAUUAAAGGAUUGUGAGUGUAAUUUAACUGAAUGUGUGGUAUGGAAUGGUGUAGGGGAAAACAGCUAUUUUCUUCAACAAUCAUAUUCUGCUUCUUCUUAAGCUGAGUUACGACGUUAAUCUUCAGCCGAAAACAUUUGAACAAGUGACAUGCAUAUCUGUUUAAUUUGACCAACAGCUCCUCCUCGAUUUACAAAGAAACCUCCGUCUUCCAUUGUCAUCAAGGAUGGCAGCAAUAUGACAUUCAGUUUUUCAAUAUCCGGGUACCCAAAACCCAAGGUAACGUGGUCUAUGAAAACCAAAACCCAAGAAAACCAAACGCGUUUCAGGGUACUCGCUGACAAGUUUGAGAUGAGCGAUGUCCGGUUUGAGGACGAGGGAGUAAUUACAGGCCGUGCCGAAAAUAUGUUUGGUAUUCAAGUGACCGAAGUAAAAAUAACUGUUAAAGGUGAGUAGGCAUAAAUUAAACGUGUGACACUUGAUGCAGACAGUCAGUAUAUCCUCAUGGCUGCGGAUUGUUUUUCCUAAGAAAUGAUGGCGUUUUCAGCACGUUUAGCAAGUUUUGUCCUUUUAUGAACUCCUUCGUGAUUGUCCAGAGACUUACGACUGCCACUUCUUUAGGCAAGAUUUACCCCGGCGCUUCAUUUUGUUAUUCUACCCUGCAGGUGCGCCGAGGUUCCCCAAUUCUCCUCCUGUACAAGUGCAUGGCUACUUAGGUAAAGAAACAAGGGUUCAAUGUGACCCCCUGGGGAACCCCACCCCUAAGAUUGAAUGGACCAGAACUCCCUCAGCACCACUCCCUCGAGGACGCAGUGAGGUCAGACAAGACGGACUUUAUAUUAAAAACACAGAGAGGGAAGACGAUGGCAUCUACACAUGUAUCGCGGCCAACGAAUUUGGAAGGGUCAUUCAAGGGGCAUACCUCAAAGUCAACUCAUUCAGUAAGUGAUAAUGUCAAAAGCCCAUUAGGUUUUCCUGGAUGUAUAUUCGAAUUCAUCAAUUAAGGGGAUUUCCUCAAUUAUUAGGUUUUAGUUUUGUGCUCUUGCAGGCUUUGUUAAUUAACUUUAAGUUCUUUUAAGAGCCAUAAUUUGUUUUCGUGACUAAUCGCCAGAAUAUGCUUAAUGCUUGUUUAUCCAAGUUAGACCGGGUUCCGGAUAAGUCUUCUUUUUGCUUUUGCUAAUUUGCCAGUGGCUAAGCACUUUUGACUGAUGAUAUAAAUAAUGUUACUUUUUUAGUAAGAGUGUUUAUAAACAUGGAUUUUCCCAUUAAAUACCAGAAUCAUAUGUAAGAGGAUAUUUGGCAAAAAAUACCAGGCAACAGCCACUGUUCGUAUAAGGCUGGAUCAGUGCAUAAAAUUGAUGAUCUUAAUACGCCUACAAUAUAAUAGUCUUAAACACGGCUUACGUACGUUAUAUCAAUACCCAGAACCACCUGCGUUUACCACACCACCACCAGAUGCAAUAAACGCCUCAGGUAUCAGGGAAUCGGUACGAGUCAACUGUUCUGCUACAGGUGCUCCUCUACCAAACAUCACGUGGUACAAGAAUAAUGUCACGAUACCCUCCUCCUAUUAUGCCAACUCGGAUGAUCAUGAAGUCACCGGCGAGCUCGUGAUUGAUCAGUUCCAGCCCUCAGACCAGGCCACGUAUACUUGUAUUGCUCGUAACAUGUACAAGGAUGAAGUAAAGACAAGUACAAAGAUAGGUACUAUGCUCAUCCAAUUAACAUUAUCUUCAUUUAAGUCUCUGGCGAAACUUGCAAUAUUGCUACUCGGCUUACGUUUAAUACUUCCUUGAACAACAGUUGAAGAGGAUUUUGUUUGUCAUUGUCAUUUAUAUGUAAACAACCCUUGAAAUGAGCACCACCAUAGAAAAGUAGAAUGGAAAAAGAUGUCUUCAUCACAGUUUCAGACAGGUUCCGUGGGAAAAAUUUGCAUUUUGAAGUAAUAGAUAUAUACAAUGGGGAAUUUUUUUGGUGCCAAAACCGACAAAGCAUGCAUUUGUUCUGUCCUUCUUAACUGCCAAAAUCCUUACACUGACUUAAAGUACAAAAGAUAGGUUCAAGAGAAAAACUAACCUCUUGGAGCGAAGGCGAUCAGCAAAACUAAAAUCAACCCACGUAUGGCUUCACUUCCGUGAUUCGAAAACGAGCGAGAUUGAUGGAGAAAGAGGUGUUUUACCACUGUUAGGCAUGACUCCAUAUUUAGCACUGCUAAUCUUAAGCAGCUUGUACUAGAUCAGAACCAAUUUGACUGUCGUGACUGUUUUCUAGACUUAACCAGCUGCGGUGACCCAGGCAAACCAAACAAUUCAGCUGUUGUUAUUCAGAGCGAGAACCAUUGGGCAGGGCAAUAUGUCUGGUACUUCUGUAAUCCAGGAUACACUAUGAUUGGUCCAGCUAUCAAAAGAUGUUUCCCAAGUGGGAAUUGGACUGGAUAUACACCAAGAUGUGAGUGAUAGUUAGAAUAUGAGCGGCGAUCUGCACUAUGAGCCCUCAAUACGUCAAGCUUGUGAAAAUGAUCUUCAGGUCUUCCUACAAUUUGAGCUAUUGUAGAGCAAUUUUCAAUUUUGAGUGGUGAAAGUAAUCCAGGAUUGAAUUGGAUUUGCUUUACUGUGCUGUUUGAUUGGACUAGAAAACUCGCGCCACCCUCUCAGCCAAUCAGAUGUAAACUAAAACCAAUCGCUCCUUGGUCACUCGCGUUUUCCCGCGCUACAGGCCGGUUACACGCGUUUACUUUGAGUUGUCAUUGGCUCCCUCUGAUAAUUUCCUUUACUCUGAUUAGCCGUUGUGAUUACUUUGGUUUUGGUUUUCGACACUCAAUUGAAAAGCGCUCUAUCUGUUAGUGAGUAAAUUCAGUAAGCAAAAAGAUAAUUCUGCAUCAAGAUAUAGACACUCAUAACAUAAUAUUUCUUUUUGUAUUGUUCAGACAAAACACGAUUUUGCGAGUGGUCAAUAUGUCAGUCUUCGGCUAUGUGACCAUGGUAACCAGAGAUUUCCGGACAUCCCUGAGUUAGCUAUGUGGGGGUGACUUAAUUUGCGGGUCCAGAGCCUCGAUAUACUUAGCAAUUAUUCCAAGAGUGCGUGUUCCAUAUGAGUUGGCUAUAAUCAUCUCAUAUCUAACAAGCGCGAGUGGAUAUAAUUGUUGUAUUAAUAAAAUUUCUAAAACAACCGAUUUUCAGCUCGCUUUUGAUUUUGACUCCACGCGUACAGUUACCAUAUUUGGAGAGCCUGGUAUAAUUAACAAUUAUUCGCCGAAGGCGAAGUUAAUAUUGCUGAAUAAUCUCCGAGACCAAGUCAAGGGGAUUAUUCAACAAUAUUAACUGAGUCUGAGGUGAAUAAUUGUUUUAGUAUAUUCACACGAAGUGAUCUCAACAGAACCAGAGAGGAAACCAUUAAAAAAACCGGUUAGUUUGAUUGACGGGUGAAUUCAUGCGUGAACACGAAGCCGUUAACAGUGGAUGCCCAAAAGUUAGAUCUUUACAGUAUCUUCAAUCAUGGCAAAUGAUAGUUUUUAUCUUUUUGUAUCGAGUUUUGUAAGCUUUAGCAUCAACGGUUUAAAAGAAAACCCCGAAAAUUGAAAUUACUACCCAAUUCUGAGAAGAAAAGUAGAGGUUUGUUUGUUUCUGUCAACUCACCGUGAAUGAGAAAGUUUUCGUUGUCGCUUCUUGCAAAUGCUAUCAACACCGGCUACGAUCAAGGUGAGCAUUGUUUAUCUCCAAAUUUCUUUGCCUAUAGUUAACUUGCUGGCACGUAUAAUUUUCGAAAAUAUUUGCUUUCCUCUUUUGUCCAUAAAUUAACUUCCAUUUAUAGGGAAAAUUGGCCUUGCGAGAAAAUCCCGAAAUCACAAAACAGCGACAAAGCGACCUCGUUUUCCUCUGUAGUGGUAAACAUAGCUUCGAGCAUGCAAAAAGUCAGCCACAGUAAACCACUUCACAAUAAAUCACGCUGUUUAAACACCAUGAAGUCUUUUCUUGCCUUCAAAGCCAUCAGCACUUGGAUAUUCGUGUAUUUUCAAAAAGGCUUUACUAUGAACCUUUGGCAAAACACCCAGUUCACGACAGCAAUUUUGUUCGGCUUUAUAUUCACCGCCUAGCCAAGCGCGGCGAAUAUAACGACAUAGUCCGAGAUAACUAACCAAUCAGAUUGCUUGAAUUACCAAGAUCACUGAGUGUGUAUAUAUACUAAUAACUCACAUACCAUGAUGGCUAAAGCAGUCUGAGCUCCAGAAUUGCGUUAUCCAAUGAUUCAGUUUUUAAUAAUGUAAAUAUGCUAUCACAAUAUUUGCCUACAAGAACUAAAAAUUAUUAGACAAAAUACUUGAUGAGAUAGCUCCAUAAAGCAAGGGUGAAAAUUUUGUUGUUUGUUUAUUACUCUCUUUUUGUUCAGGAGCACGUUGACAAUUGUUCGCGGAGUGCAAAGUAUUCUACGAUGUUUGUCUUAACCUCCUGAGUGCCCUGAAGAAUGACUUCUUUUUAUUCAGUAACAAAAGUCAAGUUAAAAUGACCAUCUUGAGAUGAUGUGGACCAAUGAAAUGGAUAGAACCGAAUAUAACGUUUUUACUUAUGCAAAAUGGAUAAGACAGUUUACUAUUCAUUUAUUCCAUUUUAUAGGUACUGAUAAGCCGGAAUGUGAGCGAUACUGGACCAUAGAUGACCCGACAAGAUAUUAUGGUUUUAGGUCAGGGCAAACAAAGAGCGAUUACUAUCUUCCUGAGGGAUGGUACAGAUUUAUAACAGGCAAACAACUGUCCGCAAGUUGCAGAUAUUCGUCGUCGACCGGCUAUUGUGAUGCUUCAAAUCAGGGAUCAUUUCAGGGAAGUCAUCCUUCGGUUGAGGACGGGGUGGUAUCCCGGAAAGUGUGUUUCGGUUAUUAUCAAAGUGGUUUUAGUUACGGCAAUCGGAGACAAAACACCUGUUGUAAGCAAAGUACAUAUAUAAAGGUUCGCAACUGUGGUUCUUUUUAUGUCUACAAACUGAAGCCUACACCAUAUAAUAGCCGUUACUGUACGCAAUAUUAAGUAGGCUCAAUUAAGGAAAUAAAUAUAGUCCAUUGACACCACACUAGCCAUUUAUUAGAUUUAGUGUUUUAACGUGCUAAAAUAUAUGAAGUUCAGUAAAUUAAGACAUUUAAUUUCAGAGAACGCCAGCCUUGCUGCGUUACAGUCGCUAUAAAGGGCAAGUGUUUUGAUAGAAGAUUUAUAUGUUUUUUACGGUAAUUUCUUAAGAUCAUUAAAACUAAACG